Egretta garzetta (little egret) is the source of this 480-nucleotide messenger RNA. It is a transcript of the gene POU3F1, whose product is annotated as POU class 3 homeobox 1. Gene Ontology annotation, biological process: regulation of transcription by RNA polymerase II. Lineage: Eukaryota; Metazoa; Chordata; Aves; Pelecaniformes; Ardeidae. Gene Ontology annotation, molecular function: DNA-binding transcription factor activity, RNA polymerase II-specific; RNA polymerase II cis-regulatory region sequence-specific DNA binding. The record is from RefSeq and is a predicted model, not a curated record. The transcript has a single exon. The annotation marks the transcript as partial.
GCCUUCACCCGGGCCGACGUGGGCUUGGCCCUGGGGACCCUCUACGGCAACGUCUUCUCGCAGACCACCAUCUGCCGGUUCGAGGCGCUGCAGCUGAGCUUCAAGAACAUGUGCAAGCUGAAGCCGCUGCUCAACAAGUGGCUGGAGGAGACGGACUCCAGCACGGGCAGCCCCACCAACCUGGACAAGAUCGCGGCGCAGGGGAGGAAGAGGAAGAAGCGGACCUCCAUCGAGGUGAGUGUCAAGGGCGUGCUGGAAACGCACUUUCUCAAGUGUCCCAAGCCGGCCGCCCAGGAGAUCUCCUCGCUGGCAGACAGCCUGCAGCUGGAGAAGGAGGUGGUGCGGGUCUGGUUCUGCAACCGGCGGCAGAAGGAGAAGCGCAUGACGCCGGCCGGGGUCCCGCACCCCCCCAUGGAGGACGUUUACGCACAGGCGGACACCUCGCCGCUGCACCACGCGCUGCCCGGCGCCGUGCAGUGA